AUGCCUUCGCGAACUCGAGUACGAAAGCCAGACCCGCUGCCGUAUCCCACGCGGCCCUAUCUGGCCUUGGGCCUGGAAGGCAGUGCGAACAAGCUCGGCGCUGGAAUCGUUCUGCACAAGCCUUUCGACCCUUCGGCACCGUCGUCUUCGUCGUCCUCACCCUCUUCUAUCUCCUCCCGCUCAGUAGGACAGGUCGAGAUUCUCUCCAAUGUGCGACACACCUACGUCACGCCCCCUGGCUCCGGCUUCCAGCCCAGCGACACCGCCAAACAUCACAAGGAGUGGAUCAUCCGCGUCAUCUCCGAAGCCGUGCGCCGCUCAGGACUCGAGUCGCUCGCCGAAGUCGACUGCAUUUGCUACACCAAAGGCCCUGGGAUGGGUGCUCCUCUCCAGAGCGUCGCCAUAGUAGCAAGGACGCUCGCGCUCAUGUACAAGAAGCCGCUUGUCGGCGUCAACCACUGCGUAGGCCACAUCGAGAUGGGAAGGACCAUCACUGGAGCGCACAAUCCCGUCGUCCUCUACGUGUCCGGCGGCAACACCCAGGUGAUCGCAUACUCGGCACAGAGGUACCGCAUCUUUGGCGAGACGCUCGACAUCGCCGUUGGCAAUUGCUUGGAUCGCUUCGCUCGAGUCAUCGGACUCAGCAACGAUCCGAGUCCAGGCCAGAACAUCGAGAAGGAGGCUAGGCGUGGCACCAGGCUCGUACCCCUCCCCUACACCACCAAGGGAAUGGACGUUAGUCUUGCCGGAAUUCUGAGUGCCACCGAGGCAUAUACACGCGAUAAGCGCUUCAAGCCCAACGUCGACUCGAGCGCAGACGCCGGCUUGCCUGUCGGCAGUCUUGCCAACGGCGAAGUGUGGACGGGCGAGGGAGGCGGAAAGCACAUCGUGAACAUGGCGGAAGGAUCUGCACCUGAUGCUGAGGCGCAGAACAAGGGCGACGAGGAAGACGCUGCUGCCGCACCCACCGACCCGGAUGUCGACGUGUCACAAUCGGGCGUCGCACAGCUCGACUCGUCCGUCGACAACAUCACUGCCGCCGAUCUCUGCUUCUCGCUCCAGGAGCACAUCUUUUCAAUGCUCGUCGAAAUCACCGAACGUGCCAUGGCGCACAUUGGAUCCAAAGAGGUGCUCAUCGUGGGAGGCGUCGGCAGCAACCAGCGUCUCCAACACAUGAUGGGCGUCAUGGCCAGCGAGAGGGGCGGCAGCGUAUUUGCCACCGACGAAAGAUUCUGCAUCGACAACGGCAUCAUGAUCGCACACGCCGGUCUCUUGAGCCAUCGCAUGGGCAUCGACACCAGCCUCGAGAAGAGCACCGUCACACAGCGUUUCAGGACCGAUACGCCUAACAUCGCCUGGCGGGCUUCGUUGGCGUCGAUCGAGGGCGCGUUUCACCACGCUGCGACCAUGAGUCAACCACCGCUGGCGUCGUCGCAGCAGCAGUCUGCUUCGGCUGGCAACUACCCUUCGGCAUCAUCGACGCCCGUCACUAUCUCCGCUGCUGCGUCUGGGUCUGCGUCGGCCACUUCGACCCCUUUGCUCGGCCAUGGAUCGCUUUCAGCUGGGAGUCCGGCUUCCAAUCUCCUGUCAUCCUCACCCCACACGGGCGGCUUCGCCUCGGCAGCGACGUCUCCAGCAUCGAUAGCGUUAACUGCUGCCCACUCCUCGCAGCCGUAUGCAUCUCCUGCGCAGAGCACCGCAUCGUUUCGAAGGCUCGUGUGGGAGGGCUCAGUGCCAAUAUGUGUCUCGAUCGAUCCGACGGACCUGCCGCCCGGCUCGGAUUCCUCGGUCGAUUCGACCUACCUCGUCGUACCACGCGUCAGCUACUUGCCCCUCAUCGUAGAUGAUGUCAAGAAGAAUCUCCUCGAACUUGCACUUGAGCAGCCAGCGCUGAAUAGCCUCAACGACAAGGAUAUCUGGUUUGAAUACGAAGGCCAGCCUCUCCGUUGGCACUGGCAGAUCGGCCUUCUCUACGACUUCCACACUGCAAACCCAGCACGCACUGCCGUCGCUUACACUUCGUCAGCAUCAAGCACUUCGGGUCUGGGAUCUUUGCGACCCGAAUCGAGCACGCAGCCAUCUAGCUCUUCGGUGGAGUCGGCCUUGCAGCCACCCAGGCUCCCGUGGAAGAUCCGCGUGCGCUUGUCCAAACCGCCCACCGAGCGGCUCCACUCCAAUGCCGGAGUCGAGUCAUGCAAGACUUCGUUCAUGUCUAUGAUCAAAGAGGCCGACUUUGUCCGCUAUGGCUCCACCAAGAAGGUGGUCAAUCUCCGCAAGCAGGAGCAGGAUACGCUAUGGGACGGCGUCGUCGCCCACGACUACGAGCUCUUCUGGAGUGUCGCCCAAAAGCUCGUUCCGAACGCAGCUAUAAUCGGCACUCAAACCGGCACAGCGACGGCGACGGCAGGCCGGUCUCCCAUCGCCUCACGUGCACAGUCACUCAACCUUGGAGGCGGCGCACACGACGAGCGGUCGACAACUUUGGCCCAGCGUAGCUUCACUUCACAGCCAAACGAGAGCGAGGCUAGCUUGGCCCCGAGCAUGGCUUCGACCAUCACGAGCACAACUUCCUCCGACCCACCCGCGGACAGCGGCACUGCGACACCCAAUGCGAACAAUGCGGUCCGAAGUAUACCCCUCCGCUUCUUCCUGCCGGACAAUGCGCCCAUCGUGCAGGAACCGGUUCCACCCAUGCUGGAGGAUGGCCGUGCAAACACGCUCGGCGCGGUACUGUCGGCCUUGUUCCCGCUCAUGUUCCCCCCGCCGCCGAGCUUCAGCAGCUUCCAGGCACCCUCACCACCGCUGGCGUAUGCACUCGUACAGGGCGUGAGAAUGCCUCUCGACGCCGAGAUCGCUUGGCUCGGAAGCGCCUUCCAGGGACAACAAGGGCAGCAGCCGGGCCAGCAGAAUGCAUCUGCGCCUGGUCAGCAGCUUGCGAACAACCAGAUGCCGCCAGGAGGUCCGCAAACGGCAGCGCAGGCCGCGCAGUAUAAAGCUGCGCUCAUCCAGCAGCAGCAGAUCCAAGCCAUGCGUGCCCAGGCACUUGCGCAGCAGCAACAGCAGCAAGGUCAGUCGUCGGCGCAACCGCAGCAACAACCACAACAGCAGGCGGCCCAAGCCGGCAACCUGCAGGCUCUCCAAGCUCUUGUGCAGAACAACCCGCAGGGUCUGGCAGCGCUUUUUCAGGCUGCUCGUGAAGGCAAAAUCAGCCCGGAGCAGCUCGCUCAGCUCAAGGCGUUCAUCGGUGCGCACCAACAGGCGCAGCAGCAGCAAGGAAGGCCGCCUCAGCAGCAACCCAACCAGCCGCAGCAGCCGCAACAGCAUCAGCAAGCCCCGCAACAGCAGGCACCGAUGAACGCGCAGCUCGCGCAGCAAAUGCGACCACCCCAGCCCGGACAACCGCAGCAACCUGGACAGCCCAACAUGCAACAGGCUCAAAUGACCGCCGCCCUGCAGCAGCAGCUCCAGCAGCAGCAGCAGCGCAACGCGCAAAACGCACAGCCGCAGCAGCCGAAUCCGGCGCUUGCGCGACCGCCUCAGGGAGCUGGAGCGCCGGGGCAGCCGCAAGUCCCUCAGACGGAGCAGGCGCUACUGGAGCAGUUCAACCGCAUCGCGCAGCCGUUGCGCAUGAAGGUGCAGGCGCUCGAGAGCGCGCUCAACAAUCCGAACCUUAAGCCCGAGGAGCGUCAGCAGUGCCAGAAUGCGCUGCAGGAGACACGCAACCAGCAAGCAGCGCUUGCCAAGCAGAUCCAGAUCGUGCGCGAGAGCUUCCGCCAGCAACAGUCGCAGGCGCAGGCGCAGCAGGCUGCGGCAGCUGCAGCGGCGGGUGGCAAGCCGCCUACACCCGUGCAGCAGGCUGCCCAGGCACAGGCGGCCGGUGUGAGCGCGGCUACGCCGCAGAGUGCUAGUCCCGCGCCUGCGCCUGCGCCGACGUCGGCAGCGACGCCUGCUACGCCGGUACCGGCUGCAGCGGCAGGGCCCAAGGCAGGCGCCAACAGCGCGGCCAAGCCGACGCCCAAGCCACCAGCGAAGAGCAAGGCCGCGCUGAAGAAGGAGAAGGAGGCCAAGGAGAAGGAGGAGAAGGAGAAGGCGGCCAAGGAAGCAGCGGCCAAGGAGGCCAAGGGUAAAGGCGCGGCGGCCAAGGGCAAGGCUGCGGCUUCUCCCGCGCCAGCAGCCGGUGUGGGCGCUGCGAAUGGAGCAGCUAAGCCGUCGCCUGCCGCCACUGGUGGUGCAGCAGGUGCCAGGCCUGGUGUGCCCGUGCCUGGUCCGGGUCCAGCGGGUGCGACAGCCACAACGCCGACUGCAGCCACGCUCGGUGGCACACCUGUUACGGCCAUGUCUGCGGCUGCAGCGUCGUACGCGAACGUUGCCAUUCCGCCUGUCCUCAAUGUGUCGACGAGCAGCGCGCCCGAGCCGUAUCCGAACCCCUCCGGCCCGCGCGCGAGUAUGACACAAGGACUGGGUGUUGCGCCUGUGAUCGGCACACCCGCGAUCCUGACGCGUCCGAAUCCCACCGGUCCGGGCUCUUCCGACGAUACUGCGCUCGACGAUUUGCUGGGUCUGCCCUCGCGUCCAGCCCUUGCUACCGCCGACGAGCUUCUCGGCCUGCCAGCGGGUGACGAUCCGUCCGCCGACGUUGCCUCUGCUGCAGUCGCAACAGCCUCUGCCGUCCUCUCCUCCUCCGCACCUGCAGCGAGUGCCGUCCAAAAUUCAAACGGCAUCCUGACAAAGAGGAAGAUCGCCGACCUCAUCGCAGAGCUCGACAGCACAGAGAAACUCGAUGGCGCAGUAGAGGAUCUGCUGCUCGAACUCGCGGAUGAGUUCAUCGACUCCGUCACCGCCAUGGCUUGUAGACUCGCAAAACACCGCAGAGCCGAUAAACUCGAAGUCAGAGACGUCCAGCUCCACCUCGAGAGAAAUUGGAACCUGCGCGUUCCCUUCCCCGGCGCAGUCCCCAUCCCGCCCCCACGCACCAAGGUCGCCCCCGCGACAACGUCCGCCACUGCACCAAAGUGA
Messenger RNA from Moesziomyces aphidis, 5016 nucleotides. The record is from the annotation of a GenBank genome assembly. NCBI's taxonomy places the organism in Eukaryota, Fungi, Basidiomycota, Ustilaginomycetes, Ustilaginales, Ustilaginaceae.